Messenger RNA from Rhinolophus ferrumequinum (greater horseshoe bat), 3105 nucleotides. Its product is annotated as cytochrome P450 4A11-like. NCBI's taxonomy places the organism in Eukaryota, Metazoa, Chordata, Mammalia, Chiroptera, Rhinolophidae. Gene Ontology annotation, molecular function: monooxygenase activity; iron ion binding; oxidoreductase activity, acting on paired donors, with incorporation or reduction of molecular oxygen. The transcript is spliced from 12 exons. The record is from RefSeq and is a predicted model, not a curated record. Bases 71 to 1438 code for a protein of 455 amino acids.
GGGUGGGACAAUCCUUCCAGACUGGCCUGUAGUGGUCAGAGACAGUCAGCAAUCCAGAAGAUACCGCACCAUGAGUGUCUCUGUGCUGAGCCCUACCAGCCCCCUGGGCGGUAUCUCUGGGCUCCUGCAAGUGGCUGCCCUGCUCGGCCUGGCUCUGCUGCUGCUCAAGGCAGCCCAGCUCUACCUGCACAGGCAGUGGCUGCUCAAGGCCCUCCAGCAGUUCCCGUCCCCUCCUCCCCACUGGCUGUUCGGGCACAACCAGGAGUUCCAAAAGGACCAGGAGCUACAACAGCUUAAGAAAAGGGUAGAGGAAUUCCCGUGUGCCUGUCCUCAGUGGCUAUGGGGGAGCCAGGCCAGGCUCGUGGUUUAUGACCCUGACUACAUGAAAGUGAUCCUGGGAAGAUCAGAUCCAAAGUCUCUUGGUUCAUACAGAUUGCUGGCUCCCUGGAUUGGGUACGGUUUGCUCCUGUUGGACGGGCAGAGGUGGUUCCAGCACCGGCGGAUGCUGACGCCAGCCUUCCACUAUGACAUCCUGAAGCCCUACGUGGGUCUCAUGGCCAACUCUGUCCGAGUGAUGCUGGAUAAAUGGGAAGAGCUCAUCAGCCAGGACUCACAUCUGGACAUCUAUGGACACAUCUCCUUGAUGACCCUGGACACCAUCAUGAAGUGUGCCUUCAGCCAGCAGGACAGCAAGCAGACAGACAGGAACUUACAAUCCUACAUCCAGGCCAUUGGGGAUGUAAAAAAUCUUUUUUAUUUCCGAGUACGGAAUUUCUUCUACCAGAACGACAUCAUCUACAAUCUGACUCCCGAUGGCCGCAAGAACCACCGAGCCUGCCAGCUCGCCCAUCAAUACACAGACCGAGUGAUCAAGCAGAGAAAGGUGCUUCUGCGGGAAGACAGAGAGCUGGAGAAGGUCAAAGGGAGGAGGCACUUGGAUUUCCUGGACAUCCUCCUCUUUGCCAGAAUGGAGAAUGGGAGCAGCUUGUCUGACAAGGACCUCCGUGCAGAAGUGGACACAUUCAUGUUUGAGGGCCAUGACACCACAGCCUCCGGCAUCUCCUGGAUCCUCUAUGCUCUGGCUACGCACCCUGAGCAUCAGCAGAGGUGCCGAGAGGAGAUCCAGAGACUCCUGGGGGAUGGCACCAUCACCUGGAACCACCUGGAUCAGAUGCCCUACACCACCAUGUGCAUCAAGGAGGCGCUGCGACUCUACCCGCCAGUCCCAGUAGUUGGCAGAGAGCUCAGCAAGCCCAUCACCUUCCCUGAUGGUCGCUCCUUACCCAAAGGAAUCAUGGUCUCCCUUUCUUUUUAUGGCCUUCACCAUAACCCGAAGGUGUGGCCCAACCCAGAGGUGUUUGACCCUUCCCGGUUUGCAUUGGGUACAACUUCACACAGCCAUGCUUUCCUGCCCUUCUCAGGAGGAUCAAGGGCAUGACACGUGCACUUUUACCCACUGACUUUCUCAGUGGCCAGCCAAAUUCAGUGUCAGUGGCUGUUCCAAAGUUAAUUUAUUCUGCUGCUUUCCUCACUUUAGAAGUACGACAUGGCAGAAUUAGAAUUUCUCAUGUGAAUUAAACUUCAGAUGUUUCCUUUCCUCAAUCACCAGUUGUCUUAAAAGGGGUUGUUUUCCUCUUUCCACAUGCUCAGUCCAGUCAGUGACUUUUGUACUUAAUUCAUCGAUCUGCCACUCACUGUGAUGUUUGCGUGUUGGGAUUUCCAGCUGCCUUUCUUGUCCUAAGUGUUCCAGCCAUACACAGGGACAGUACAGUAGCCAUUUAAAGACAGUUAACACCAAUAUGUGUCUAUUUUUGCAGUCUAUACCUACAAAUGUUUGCCUGCACAUGGAUAGUUAGAUGACCAUGACAAACUUUCCAGGUGGCAAAAUUCUUUAUAUGAGUGGAAUUUACACACUAUAGUCCGACAGUCUAUAUAGUCCAAUGUUGGCAAAAGUAUGAAAUAAAAACAAUCAACAGCUUUUCAAGAAAAUCCACUACUGUGUAUAUGACAUAUAGCAUUUGGAAGGUUCCUGGUGUGUAGAAUAUAAAACAUACUUGAAACAGCCAUUGAGCUCGACCAGAGCACUCCAGAAUCGUUUUGAAAAUCUGCAAAGACUACAGAAAUCCUCCUGUGAAAUAGAAACCUCCACACACUUUGUACUUGGUUUCUAGAAACAUGCUUUUUCUGAACCGAUAAUUCUGUGAAUUCUUCAAAUGGUGAAUCUACUUUCACAGAACAGGCUUUAAAGAAACAGUUCUUCCAGAGAGCGAGAUUGGCUCUAGCAUUUGGUUUCUCCCAGGGUUGAGUCCUGCUUCAUACACGUUGGCUGCAAUCAUGUGGCUGCCAGUAGAGCACAGGACAGGACUAGGCUGCUCAUCCCUAAGUCAGAACUCAUGUUUACUUUUUUUUUGUCCAAUUUUUAUUUACUUUUUCAAUUCAAUUAACUUCAUUCGUUCAAAUAUAAAAGUAUUUGUUAAGCCUGUCUCUGUGUGUCAAGUCCUGUCCUAGAAGGUGGAAAAAAGCGAUAAAAGAAACUGUCCUGCCUCCAGGCAUUCACAGUCAAAAAGAAACACCUCUACUCAGGACAGACAUCAUUCAUUUCUUCCUUCCUUCACUCACUCACUCACUCACUCACUCACUCACUCAACAGAACAGAUUGUUGAAUGUGCCAUGUUCCUUGCACUGUCCUGGGCACUGUACAGUGAUGUGCCCUUGAAUAAAACAGUAAUGGUGCUCUGGGGGUCUGAGAGGAGGAAGAGGUACAGCCGGCACAGGCUGUGAGAGCAGCGUGUCACUAGAAUUAGCUUUGAGCUUGUGGCAGGCAGAUUGGAGGGAGGGCAUUCUCCAUGAUCUCAACAACAUGAGCUGAGUUAGGAAGUAGAGCCGGACAUGUAAGAGGUGAGGAGGCAACAAUCCAUAGAGGGCUUUUACGUCAGCUGAGAAAUUUGGACAUGUCCACCUGUGAUGGGGGCCCUAGGAGGGUCUGAGCUGGGCCGUGGCCUCAGUGGAGAGGGAGGGGAGGCAGGGAGACAGGAAAGUCCAGGUGAAGAGACUGACAGAUGGCAAAGAGGGACAUUUCUGGAGUGGACUAGGAAGGCUACAGAA